AUGGAAAAUCGUGAACAAUUAAAAUUAGAAAAAAGACAAACAGAAGAAGAACGAAAUGCUAAAGAGGUACUUGAUCAAGCACUAGAUAUUACACAAAUGGAUUUAGUUGAAGCAAGAAAUUUAUGCGAAGCAUUACGUGUCGAAAAUCACGACUAUAAAAAUACAUAUGAACGAAUGAGGAAAGAACAUUCAGAAAAAAUGGCUGAUUUAUGUCAACGAGAAGAAGAAGCAAAAAAACAAGUUGCAACAUGGGAACAGAUGUAUCGAGAAUGGAUGGCAACAAUGGAACGCAGAGUUAAUAAUUUACAAGUCACUAAUGAAGAACUUUCAACAUGGCUACAUGAUGAAAACGAAAUAAGUCCUCAUCGUCGUACAGAUGGUGGUGCUGGUGCUGCUGGUGGUGGUAAUCAACGUCGAUAA
Adineta steineri is the source of this 420-nucleotide messenger RNA. Lineage: Eukaryota; Metazoa; Rotifera; Eurotatoria; Adinetida; Adinetidae. The record is from the annotation of a GenBank genome assembly.